GCUCUACUUUGAAUCCUCGAAAGUGACUUCCGGUGUCGCGUGUCUGACUUGACGCAGUCAGUCCGCUCGUUCAAUGCAGACGGUGUGACGUCAUCCAGAGUCGGUCAGCUGGCUCCUCCAUCUGAACAGCAGGGAGAGCCUCUCCCAUAGGGAGACAUCACCAUCAACGCCCGAGCCUGGCCAGCAGCAUCGGCAGCCCGCUGCAACGGGGGGACAAAACAUGGAAGAAACGAUAUUAUAGAGGCGGAUCGGGCGUCGGCGGGGAUCGGGAGCGUUAGAUUAUUUAUUUAACUAUUUAUUUAUUUAUUUCCCCUGCCAGUAAUGGCUGGGGUCCAUGGCUGCGGCUGCUGAGAGGCAGGUGCAAUAUUAUCGACGGGGGUAUUUCGUUCCUCGGCAUGGACUCAGCGAGGGCCGAUCCACAGGCUGGCCCACCCCACGCCCGCUGAGAUCAGAUGCUCUCUUCGGGAGGAGAGCGAUAGCAGGGCCGCGUCUGGAGGCGAUACAACGGGCUGGCGGUGGAGGAGGAGGGGGCCCUCUUUACAUCAAAAUAUAAAUAUAUUUUCAGUACCGAGCUCAAGGUUAUGCGCCGUCACACAACAACAUCUCGCCUUACAGGCCUGAAAAACUGUUUGAGCGCAGCCUCCUCAUCUGGAAAACAGAAGCCGGCUCCAGCUGCCAAGAUGAUGGAGCUGCAGAUAGACGAGGUGGUCUAUCAGGACGACUACGGCUCCGGCUCCGUGAUGUCGGAGCGGGUGUCGGGCCUGGCCAACAGCAUCUACCGGGAGUUCGAGCGGCUGAUCCGCAGCUAUGACGAGGAGGUGGUGAAGGAGCUGAUGCCGCUGGUCGUGAACGUCCUGGAGAACCUGGACGCGGUGCUGACCGAGAACCAGGAGCACGAAGUGGAGCUUGAGCUGCUGAAGGAGGACAACGAGCAGCUCAUCACCCAGUAUGAAAGGGAGAAAGCGCUGCGCAAGCAGGCAGAGGAGAAAUUCAUUGAAUUCGAGGAUGCGUUGGAGGCUGAGAAGAAGGACCUGCAGAUACAGGUGGAGUUUCUGGAGCUGCAGGGGAAACAGCUGGAGCUCAAGACAAAGAACUAUUCUGAUCAGAUCACUCGGUUGGAAGAGAGAGAAUCAGACAUGAAGAAAGAGUACAACGCUCUGCACCAGCGCCACACUGAGAUGAUUCAGACGUACGUGGAGCACAUAGAGCGGUCCAAAAUACAGCAGGCAGGGAGCAACAGCCAAUCAGACGGCCCCGGCUGUGGACGAACCAGCAAAGCGGAGCGGCCGCCGUCAUUGAGCCUGUACCCCAGUGGCGAGGGCAUGGUACGUGGGGGUCUGGGGGUGGCUAGGAUGAUGCCUGGGAAAGACAUCUGGCAGGUCAGCGAGCUCAGCCAGUCUACCUUCAGCUCCGCCUAUCAGGAGGAUGGAUCAGAGUCCGACUCAGUGGCAGCCACACCCAGCAGCACGGGAAGCAAGUCCAACACACCCACCUCCUCCGUCCCCUCCGCCACCGUCACCCCCAUCAACGAGGGCUUCCCCCCCCAAUCUGAGUUUGAUGUCGUACGGACUGGGAACCGCAGGAAAAGUGCCAAGCGGCUUAGCCGGAACAUGGAGGUGCAAGUUUCCCAGGAAACCAGGAAUGUCAGCAUCGGUAUGGGAAGCAGUGAUGAGUGGUCUGAGUUUCAGGAGAUCAUUGAUUCUACUCCUGAGCUGGACAUGUGUGUGGACCCCCGUAUGUAUGGAGGAGGAAACAGCCCCUCUCAGGGCAUAGUGAACGAGGCCUUCGGCAUCAACACGGACUCUCUCUACCACGAGAUCAAAGACGCCAAGUCGGACAUCAUUGGAGAUGUAGAUGCAGGCGCUGAGCUGCUAGGCGAGUUCUCAGGGAUGGGCAAAGAGGUGGAGAACCUGCUGACAGAGAACAAACAGCUCCUAGAGACCAAAAAUGCUCUCAACAUUGUGAAAAACGACCUUAUUGCCAAAGUGGACGAGCUGUCGGGGGAGCAGGAGGUGCUGAAAGAGGAGCUGGAGGCGGUGAGACAGUCCAAGAACAAGGUGGACGCCAGAGUCAAGGAGCUGGAAGAAGAACUGAAGAGGUUAAGAGCAGAGGCUCUCGGAUCGUCUCGGGACUCCAAGGAUGAAGGAGGCGAUGAUUUUUCAUCACCCAUGCAGGACGGUGAUAUGACGAUGACCCAGCGGCGACGGUUCACUCGGGUGGAGAUGGCCCGUGUGCUGAUGGAGAGGAACCAGUACAAAGAGAGGCUGAUGGAGCUGCAGGAGGCCGUACGGUGGACAGAGAUGAUCAGGGCGUCCCGGGAGAGUCCUCCAAUCCAAGAGAAGAAGAAGUCCACCAUCUGGCAGUUCUUUGCACGUCUCUUCAGCUCAUCGUCCAGCCCUCCGCCUGUCAAGCGGCCGUACUACAGUGUCAACAUCCACUACAAGUCUCCGUCGCCGGCUGGUUUCUCUCAGCGACGCAGCCACACCAUGUGUCAGAUCUCCACCUCCAACCGUACACUGGAGUUCUUCCCGGAAGAACUGGCGAGUAAUGGUGUUGCGUCUCUCCUCAGUGACUCGGCACUGUUGGCCCGCCGAGAGCAGCGGCGUGAACAGUACCGGCAGGUCCGAGAGCACAUGCGCCGUGAUGACGGCAUCAUGCAGGCCUGUGGUUGGAGCGUGCCGUCUCGCUUUAAACAGACUGGUGGUCAGACGGACAGCGCUCAGGACAGCCCGCUGAAGAGAACACAGAUGUUUCAGCCCAUGCAGCUACCACAAGAUGGCACCAAAACCACCAACGAAAAAGAGGACAACCGCAUGAAGAAUGUUCCCGUCCCGGUGUAUUGUCGCCCUCUGGUGGAGAAGGACCCCAACAGAAAGCUGUGGUGUGCAGCAGGAGUGGACCUAACAGGAUGGAGGGCCAGCAGCCAGGAGUCGGUACCAGCCAAGGCAGCGUCAGGCAGCAGCGACCCCCUGCACGCUGAGGAGGACGGAGCUGAAAAGAAGAACAGCCACACCUCCCCAGAGAAGAGGAAGUCGAAGGAGCUCCAGGAAACAGACACCAUGAGCAGUCGAGUGUGGAUCCUCACCAGCACCCACUCUGCCAGCAAGGUGGUCAUCAUCGACGCUAACCAGCCAGGCUCACUGGUCGACCAGUUUAAUGUCUGCAAUGCCCAUGUACUCUGCAUCUCCAGUGUGCCAGCUGCCAGUGAGAGCGACUACCCAGCAGGGGAGAUCGUGUUGGAUCCAGGUGAUGGAGGUGCGGGGGGAGGUGAGGACACCGGCAGCGUAGAGGGCAUGUUGGCUGGUAUCACGCUUGUGGGCUGCGCCACUAACUGCAGCGUUGCUCGUAGCAAUUGCUCCUCACGCACUGACACUCCCAUAAUGGACAAAGGACAAGCCCCUGCUGCGCCCCCCAUGAAUGGGAAGAUUCACCCGGCUCAGUCAGCUGAGGAAGCCACCGAGGCCACUGAGGUUCCAGAGUCAACGGCCAAUCACGCAGGACUGGGAUCUGGACCUCCAGGACCGUUUACUGAGCACGUCUUCACCGAUCCCCCGCCUCGUCCGGUAGACGCCUCUGACAGGGGAACAGGUCAGUCCAAAGAGGAAAUGUCUGUGCCUAUAGAGACAGAGGAUGGAGGUGAAGAGGCCAAGAACUACACCAGCGUGGCCCCCACCAUGUGGCUCGGGGCCCAGAACGGCUGGCUUUAUGUCCACUCAGCUGUCGGAAACUGGAAGAAGUGUCUCCACUCCAUCAAACUCAAAGACUCAGUGCUCAGUCUGGUGCAUGUGAAGGGUCGUGUGCUGGUUGCCCUCGCUGACGGGACCCUCGCCAUAUUCCACAGAUCAGAGGAUGGCCAAUGGGAUCUGUCCAACUACCACCUCAUGGACCUCGGCCGGCCUCAUCACUCCAUCCGCUGCAUGGCUGUGGUCCACGAUAAGGUGUGGUGCGGCUACAAGAACAAAAUCCACGUCAUUCAGCCCAAGAGCAUGCAAAUUGAAAAGUCCUUCGACGCCCACCCUCGCAGGGAGAGCCAGGUGCGGCAGCUGGCGUGGAUCGGUGACGGUGUGUGGGUGUCGAUCCGGCUAGACUCGACCCUGCGACUCUACCACGCGCACACACACCAGCACCUCCAGGAUGUGGACAUUGAGCCAUACGUCAGCAAGAUGCUGGGUACUGGCAAGCUGGGCUUCUCUUUUGUGCGAAUCACAGCUCUUCUGAUAGGUGGAAAUCGUCUGUGGGUAGGGACCGGAAACGGUGUGAUCAUCUCCAUCCCACUGACAGAGACCAAUAAGGUUUCUCCUACAUCUUCUGGAGGAGUGAUCCAUGUGUACAGUGACGAGGGCUCUGAGAAAAGUAGCGGCAGUUUCAUCCCCUACUGCUCCAUGGCACAGGCCCAGCUCUGUUUCCAUGGACACCGCGAUGCCGUCAAGUUCUUCGUCUCCGUACCCGGUAAUGUUCUGGCCACCCUGAACGGCAGUGUGCUGGACAGUCCAUCAGAGGGGCAGGGCUCCACAGCGCCCCCAGAGACGGAGGCCCAGAGUGUUCAAAACGUGUUGGUGCUGAGUGGAGGAGAGGGCUACAUUGACUUCCGUAUAGGCGAUGGAGAGGACGAUGAGACGGAGGAAGGAGAGAGUGGCGGGGCCUCGCAGAUGAAACCUGCUUUGUGCAAAGCUGAGCGGAGCCACAUCAUCGUCUGGCAGGUGUCUUACGUACCUGAGUGACACCUGGAUUUGCUUUAAUGCCUCUCCCACCCAUCUCCUUAAAAAAAAAACCCCACAAACAUCUCCUCCUCUCCCCGAAAGCUUCCAGCCACCCAAACCUUGUAAUUAUCCCCGGUCAUGUAAAAGUUCACCCUCAGCUCUAAAACGACCCUCCAAGCUGUGUAUCGUCCCUUGUAACUAUUAUACCCCCUCCUGCCCCGUCACCUUGUAACUUUAAUGCCUUGUAAGUACCUCCUCUGACCUAGUAAUCUGCCUGCCAUCCUGUUUCUGUCCCACCCAGGGCAUUGUAACUAUCUUCAUGAGCCUUGUAACCCAGCCUCAUAACUACCUCCCACCUCUGUAUCGAUCUUAUAUUCACCCUGUAAGCACACUGUAUCUCCUUCUAUAUUUACCUUAAUUGUCCUGCAUCUGCCCCACAGUUACUCCUCUUCUUCCUCCAUUUAGUUUGUCAUCUGUGAAGCCUCCACUUUGUGUUAAAGCAAAGACCAGAGCCCCAACAUGCAUCAGUUGUACCAAAAAAAAAACAAAACAACAAAAACAAAAAGCAGGUGCAGCAAUGAGAUAGUAAAGGUGUUUGGGUUUGUUUAAACUUUGAGGGAAAAUGAAGAUAAGCCGACACGUAACAAACGAAAAGUCAGAAUCACUCAAAUUCAGCACAGGCGUCUGGGCUUUUUUUGGCUGUUACCUGAAAUAUUUUGCAUCUUGCAGUCACCUCUGUUUGAAGUGUCUCCAUUAAAGACACGUUUGCUCACUUUCUACCCCUGAUGAAAGCCGUCAGUGUGUGGUAACAGACCUCAAGUGACAGGAAAUAUCUGGUGAUGUCACGUCUACAUGCUGGAGUCGUGUGAACAGGGUUUGCGGGAAACGCAGUCAAAAAGGUGUCGCUCUUAACGUGUCGAGGGUUUCGACUCAUUUCCCUCAUCUGACUGGCUGUUGAUCGGACGGUUCGGUGUAAAGCAGGUGCACGGUGGUGUGUUGUCAUUAAGUGUACAGGGAUGAUUGUAAAUCUCCAGACACGCUGAAGCCCAUCCUCUUUGUUCAGUAUGGAAAUUCAUGCAUUGAUCUCUAUCUGUGUGGAUUAAAUAUUAAACAUAUUUGUGUGCUGAAAAACAGU
Messenger RNA from Thunnus maccoyii (southern bluefin tuna), 5835 nucleotides. It is a transcript of the gene mapk8ip3, whose product is annotated as mitogen-activated protein kinase 8 interacting protein 3. Gene Ontology annotation, cellular component: cytoplasm. Bases 582 to 4721 code for a protein of 1379 amino acids. The record is from RefSeq and is a predicted model, not a curated record. Gene Ontology annotation, biological process: vesicle-mediated transport. The transcript is spliced from 33 exons. Gene Ontology annotation, molecular function: MAP kinase scaffold activity; JUN kinase binding; kinesin binding. Lineage: Eukaryota; Metazoa; Chordata; Actinopteri; Scombriformes; Scombridae.